Cladocopium goreaui is the source of this 1425-nucleotide messenger RNA. The record is from the annotation of a GenBank genome assembly. NCBI's taxonomy places the organism in Eukaryota, Dinophyceae, Suessiales, Symbiodiniaceae.
AUGGCAACCCGCGUGCAGUCGAUGGACGUUCUACCCGGCGAAGACGAGGUGAGAGCGGUAUCGAAUGUAGCAGAAGCAGUGCGGUUGCUACGGGUGCCGGCUACCAUAUGGGAAGCCUUUUUAGAACAAGUUGGGAAUCCUGGACAGGAACUUCGAGUUUUGGCAGCCUUGCCAGCUCACAUAGUGGUGCAGGCAAUUGGACAGGCACAGGCUGCAGGAGUUGGACUAUCAGCCACCGAAGCUGCACAUGUGGGGCUAGUUUGGCGGGUUGCUAGGAUGGCAGUUUACCUUAGAAAGGGUGGUGACAUCACGAACUUUGAGGACGUGGACCCCUGGGUGCCGAAGGAGACGCCUAAGCUCCCUGCACAAGCUCAUGGGCAUGGUGGGAAAGGAAAUGGUUUGAAAGAAAAGGUCCUCAAGAUGUCGAGUCUGGUGGACCAGACAGAUGAGAGUGAGUUGAUGCCACCAGACUUGCAGACAGUGCAUUCCUGGUCACAAAGGUACCUUCAAGUCAUGGGAGACUUGCCAAUGGAGGAAGAAGAACCGACGGACGCUCAAAUGGCGGCGCUGGACAAGAGGGUGAACCAGUUGGGCCAAGCACCAUACGUGGACAUGGGCGUCUGGCUACCCUUCGGUCGGAGAGCUCUUCGGAAUCAAAAGAUGAGGGCUUUCUUUCCGGCGAGCUGGAAAGUCUUCAAGGUGGCCGCAAUCUCCUUGGACAUCUGCUCGAUAGCAUCGCUGCUGUUGUACGAGAAGGCAAUCGAAAAGAUGACCAUACAGUGGCCUAAGAAUUGGGGGCUCAUAGCUCAUGCUGAUGAUAAAGCGCGUGCCGAACGUCUUGAAAGAGUACGGAGGCAGUUGGUCGUGGACUCCAAGAACGGCAAGAACGUUCCAACGGACUUCACUGAGGAAAAGCCAUGGUCGGUGGUUUUCAGGUUGGUGUCGCAAGACGAGACCUAUUGGAAUGACCAGGUGAGACAUCCAGCUACAGCAUGGUUGGCAUCGGGGUCGAGAGGCGCUCCCAUGGCAUCGUCAGAAGCCUUAGCUCUGGCCCACUUUCCAGGACUUUCUGAAGGGCAUGAGACGGAGGGCGGCAGCGGUGAGAAAGAUGAGAGACGCAGACAAGCUAACAGAGACAAAAGAGCAGCAAAGAAGAGACGUGCCCAAGCUGAACGUGAAGAACUAGCAAAGUGGAGAAGCACGCCGGCUUCGGGAAAAGGUUCUGGAGCAGGCGGCAAAGGCAAGAACAAGAUGCAGGGCAAGGACCAGACUGGAGAGGAGAUUUGUUUUUCUUGGGCCAAGAACAAUGGGCCUUGUGCUGGGCUAGCUCCCGGCGCAGAGUGCAGGUCGAAAGUGAAACGGGCACACAAGUGCCAAUUGUGUCUUUCACCAGGACACACCAAUGAACAGUGUCCCAAGAAAUGA